UUAUAAAUGAUACCACAUAAGAAGCCAUUCCCUGAAGGAAUGACAUUCGUCUCAGCCAUUCUAUAUAGGCGGUAAAAUAACUCUAUUAUUCACUGGUUUGAUGGUGUAACUAUAUUCUUCUGUGUGUCGUCGUAAUACAACAAGAAGUUAUUUAUUCGUUGUCUGCUGGGUUGAGCUCUGCCCUAACUGAGUCAGAGGGAAGUCGUGUGCUGGGUUAAACUCUAUUUAACUGAGAGUUUGUGUUUUUAACUAAGCUUUAUUUAGGAUUGCUUUUGAGAUAACAAGCAUCCUACAAGUUAUAUAAUGUGAAAUACCUUCUUUUGUAUUGAAAUUGUGAAUAUAUUUAGUUGUAAUUUGAGAGAGGUUGGAUAUAAAAGUCGUUUGGGUCUGAAAAUCACAAAGUUUUUGAUUAUAAUUUCACUUUAACUAGGCUGUAAAAGGUCGCUGACAAUUCCAUAUUAACAGAACAUCAGCAAACGUAUAGAAUACUAUGAGCAAAAUUAUAACACUCCGAUAUAAUAUAUAUUAGUUGGUACUGGAGGGACGCUUAUCUUUUUACGGCGCCCUUAGAAAAAAUCAUUUACGAAAACAGCUGGGCAUCGACAUUACUUCAUUGACUAUAACUUUCAUUUCGUGACUACCUAUUGGUAAGGUGAAGAAUACAAUUUCAGAUCCCUUUACAAAUAUCAAAAUAAUGUCAAUUACAAUUUGUUCUAAUAUGAAGGAAAGGACUGUUCGGGACGCCUUAGGAUGUUUCAACUUUGAUAAACGCUUUCUUCUUCUUUUUAUUCAUUGCGUUGUGACAAAUUUAGAAGAUGCGACUAGUUUGUAUCUGUUAGAUAUUAUUUGACGAUACUAUUUUAUAUGUACAACGGAAAUGAUGUAAUAUAACUGUCGUGUGUAUAAUAAUAAUAUUUGUGUUUGUUUGUUCUUUCGGUGGGCUUUAUCAAAACCGUGUGUUUUGACACUAAACUAACCGAUAUAAAUUGUUUUAGAGAAUAUCAGCAAGUUUUGUUUAAUAAAUUUGGGAAUAAAUUCUUGAGAAUGGCAACGGGAGCUCCAUUUGUCACUGUGCUAUGCGUUGACGACAGUAAGAAUGCCGAACAAGCAUUCAACUAUUACACAAGCUGUAUUCACAAACCAGAUAAUAAAUUGAUAAUACUUCACGUCACGGUGCUGCCCGCAGUUCCUGCAUUAGCGAUUAGUGCACCGACGUCUGGGUCCGUACCAUUCGAGGAUUUUAAAAAGACAAUGAAAAACAUUGUUGAUGAAAGUAAAGUAAUUGAGGGACGUUAUAACUCACUUUGCAACCAAUUGGGAAUACAACACCAAUUUGAUAUGUAUCAUCCGAAUGGCAGUGUUGGCGAAGCAAUCGUAGAUCAAGCUAAAAAAAGAGAUGCAAAUCUAGUUGUUAUGGCAUCAAGAAGUCAAACAUUUUCAAGAGCGCUUCUCGGUUCAACCAGUGAUUACGUACUUCAUCACAGCACUAUUCCCGUUUUAAUCUGCCCGGAGCAACGCCAAUAAAUGCUUCUAAAGUCGUUAUAUAUAUAUAUAAUUUUUUCCACAAUUCUACAAAGCAUAUUGAGUAAUCACAUUUUAAGCACUUAUCAUACAUUUGCAUGAAAACUUCAUAACUAUAUAUCGUCACGCUAAUAACCGAAUUGCGUAAGUCAUUUUAAGCAGUUUUGAGAUAGACGUAAAAAACUUCCUAAUGAUAUUGUUAUGCCAUUGAGAGUCAAUAAUUUGCCAUGGUUCAAUUUUU
Messenger RNA from Styela clava, 1762 nucleotides. NCBI's taxonomy places the organism in Eukaryota, Metazoa, Chordata, Ascidiacea, Stolidobranchia, Styelidae. The record is from RefSeq and is a predicted model, not a curated record.